This is a messenger RNA of Coccomyxa subellipsoidea C-169, 5673 nucleotides long. RefSeq lists its product as hypothetical. Gene Ontology annotation, cellular component: THO complex part of transcription export complex. The record is from RefSeq and is a predicted model, not a curated record. Gene Ontology annotation, biological process: mRNA processing; mRNA export from nucleus. NCBI's taxonomy places the organism in Eukaryota, Viridiplantae, Chlorophyta, Trebouxiophyceae, Coccomyxaceae. The transcript has 36 exons. Gene Ontology annotation, molecular function: mRNA binding. The coding region runs from base 1 to 5673 and encodes 1890 amino acids.
AUGGAGAUCGAUGAAGCUAACUCGUUUAAGCCUCGCUUGGGAGCAUUGGCUACAUCACAGAUCAUUGAAGGCCUGAAUGAGGGAAAGGUGCUGGCCAGCGAGAUUGGAGCCACAGUGACAGGCAUCGAUGCAGGAAACUUCCGGCAGUACCUGUUGGAGCUUGCACAUGCCGUCGCGGCGGGGCAGCUCCUGCCAGCCAAAUACGCAGUGGGCAUGAAGGCCAGUGGCAUCCCUGUGGGCGAGGACACUCCACUCCUGCUGGCAGAGAUCCUCUGGGCGGUGUGGGUGGAGGUGCAGGGCGAGGGGAAUUCAGCAGCCCAGGCGCUCAUUGCAGACCUGGCCAAGGAGCUCCUGAAAGAUCAGCUGGUCAGCAAGGAUGUAUUGAUGAUGAACCUGGACGGGGAGUUCCUGGAGGAGGUGGGCGCAGUCACAAAGGCAGCCAACCUACGCAAGAAGGAGGUCCAGCUCAACACGAGAAUGCACUACACUCAGCGCAGGUUCAAUCUGCUGCGGGAGGAGAGCGAGGGAUACGCCAAGCUUAUCACCGCCCUGUGCCAGUCAAGCAGCGGCACCCCCGUCAACCACAUGGUGACGGAGGUGAAGGCGCUGAUUGGCUUCUUUGACCUGGACCCCAACCGAGUGUACGACGUUGUGCUGGACGCGUUUGAGUGCGCGCCAAGGAACGCCGCGUUACUGGCGCUUGCGGAGAUGUUCGCACCAGAGGCGCGCACGCAGAUACUGGGCUUCAAGUUCCAGCGCCUGGCGUCCGGCGGCGCGGGGCUUGUGCCUCUGGAGGGACUGCUGCCGCACUUGGCGCCGCCGGAUGAGGAGGCGGUGACAGCGCUGCAGGCCGCGCAAAAGAAGCUGGCGGAAGCCGUCGCCAAGAUUGGCACCGUCAGCCUCACGCAGGCAGCCGCCGAGAAGGAUGAGGCAACGCGGUCCAAGGUGGGCCUCACAGCUGCCAAGAUGGACCUCGAUGCACGGGCGCUGAACAAUGACAUCCUGGCGCCCGCGCUGGCUGCCAAUCACAAGCUCGGCCUGGCAGCCGGCCUGCUGCAGGUGGACGACUGGGGCAACGCCUCCAAGCUGCUGAACUUGCUGAGCGGGUUGGGGCUGGAUCCGGUGGGGUUCCCUCCCAUCGCGCGCGCCCUGUGCGGCAUGCUGCGCUCGCAGCUGCAGCCCUCCUUCGACGCGCUCUACCCCGAGGGGCCCCGCGGCCUCUCCAUCCUCAAUCGCAAGAACGGGGGUCCUGAUGUGGAGGUCCCCACGCCGGGGGACGAGACGGUGGGAUUGCUCUUGCUGCUGGGCGCGCACGCGCAUGCAGACGUGACCCUGCUGAGUCAGCUGGCGCGCAUCCUCAAGCACAUGAUUCUCCGCAGCUCCUUCCUGCUGUGCUCCCCGCCCACCAUCCCCCAGGGCCGCCACCACAUUGAGCUGGUGAAGCUGCUGCUCUCAGAGGUGCUGCUGCCUGCGCUGUGCAUGGUGCCCGCCAAUGUGGGCCUGGUCAACGACGUGUGGGGGGCGCUGCACCUUCUGGAAUACACCGACCGCUGGCGCAUCUACAACAGCCUCAAGGUGAAGGUGGCGAAGAACCCGCUGCUGGCGGCUGCAGGGAAGCUGGCGGUGACGGAGGUGCGCAAGGUGAUGAGGCGAGUGCACGCGCCGGACUCCAAGGACAAGCGCGAGCGCAAGAAGUUGCUAGCGCCCUUUGCGCGGCUGCUCGCCAAGGCCGCUCACGCCAACCCGCUGCCCGUCUGCGACCACAUUGUCGGCCAUGUGGAGGCGUACCCGGUGAUGACGGAGCCAAUCCUGGACGCGAUGCGUUACUUCACGCCCUUCGGAUACGAUGUGCUCUCAUUCGUGCUCGUGGACCGCCUGGCCUCCCCCGGCCGUGACAAACUCAAGGCCGACGGCCUCAACAUCUCCGACUGGCUCCAGGGGCUGUCGCAGUUUGUGGGGCAGGCGUGCAAGCGGUACGAGAAAAUGGACUUGAGCGCCAUCUGCCAGUACCUGGCCAACACCCUCAAGGCCGCGCAGUCGUUUGACAUGCUCGUGCUCAAGGCGCUCGUCAGCGAUAUGUCGGGCAUCGCCCCCGUGAGCGAUCUGAGCGCGGAACAGGUGGAGGCUCUGGCAGGGGGGCCGCUGCUGCAGCAGGAGGUGAUCAAUUUGGGCGCGCAGCAGCAGACCUCCGCCAAAGCCCUGCAGCGCACUACCGGCCGCCUCAUCACUGCCCUCCAAAAUGACAAGUUGGCGCUGCCGCUGUAUGUGAUGUUGGCGCAGCAGCGGCGUUACAUCGUGAUGAAGACCGAGUCACGCCACCUGAAGCUCAUUGCCGAGCUGUACGACAAGUGCCAGGAGACGCUCUUCCUGUACACGGAGUUCCUGUCGACGGCGUUGCCUCCGGCGGAGAGGGCUGCGCUGCUGCCGUCCAUCUCCCAGCUGGUGCAGCGCUACGGCGUGGAUUUUGAAGUCGCCUUCCAGGCGCACCGGCCGCUGAUUCGUGAGCUGUCGCCGCCGGUGCUGCCGCCAACGAUACCAGGAACGCCGCAGGAGAACGGGGACACAACGAUGGAGGAGGUGGAGGACGGCGAACUGGAGGAGGAGAAGCUGCCCGCGCAGCCGGAAGCCGCCGGGAACCUGCCCAACGGGGUGGGAUUGGCGGCCGGCCGGGACGGCGGCGCGGGGGCGGCGGGGCCGGGACCUGGGAGCAUGAGCUGGGCGGCUCUGGUGGAGGACGUGCGCGAGACGCUGCCGGACACCGUGUGGCGAGUGAUGAGCCCCGAGUUCUACAUCUCCUUCUGGAGCCUCUCCUACCCGGACAUCUCUGUGCCCGCCGAAAGGUACCACCGGGAGAUCAAGCGGCUGAAGGACCUGCAGGCCAUGAAGGAGACAGAGAUGCGCUCCAAGCAGAUCAUGCUUGACCAGGCACGCACCCAUUUCGCGCGCGACCGGGGGUCGGCAGGCGGGGGGUACAUGGGGGGCAUGGGCGGCAACUACCGCGGCAAUGAGCCCCAGAUCGACCCUGAGGAGCUCAAAGACGACAUCGAUACCAUCGAGAAAGUGCUGGAUCGUGUGAAGGACGCGCUGAAACGGCUGCCGGAGGAGCUGAAAGCGCAGGAGGCAAAUGCGGCGCGUGUCAAUUUGUUCCUGACGCGCGCGCGGCCGUUCUGGACGUGCGAUCGGAAGGGGAUGCUGUACGCAUACCUGCAGCAGUGCAUUCUGCCGCGCGUCGUGUACUCCCCGCCUGACGCGGCGUUCUGCGCAAAGUUCACCCAGCGGCUGCACGAGCUGGCCGUCCCAUUCUUCCCCACCAUCCUCUACCUCGACACCAUGAUGAAGCAGAUGAUCAGCCUGGUGUUCUCCUGCACCGACCGCGAGGCCCUCAAUCUGGCCAUCUUCCUCAACGAAACCUUCAUCCUCCUCGAGCGCUGGCGGGGGAGCGAGGGCGUGUACGCGCGGGAGUGCGCGGCGCGGCCGGGGUUCUCCAUGUCCUUCUCAGACCCGGGCGCCUCGCGCACAUCCUUCAGUGACUACCGCCGCCUCUGCGCCAAGUGGCAGCACACCAUCACCUCCGGCCUGCGCGCGGCGCUGCAGUCCAAGAACUACGUGCAAACGCGCAACGCCUUCCUCAUCCUCAACACCACCGUCAAGGCGCGCACCUUUCCCACCUCCAACUCGAGCAAGAUCUGCAGAUGCCGCUGUCAGGAGCGCCUUCGUGCAGCCGGAAGGUGGAGUGUGUACGGCAAGAUACCCUACCCGGUAUUCCCGGCGAUGCAGACGUGCGCGUCGCGAAUAAAGACGGCGGUCCAGGGCGUUCGCGAUGCGAGCUCUAGCGAGGAGGAUCUGAAAACGAUGUCGAACAUGUACUCUGCAGCUCUGGAGAAUGAGAUCCGGAAGGAUGGCCGGAUGCUGAGCAAGGAGGCGUAUGAGGGGGCGCCGGAGCCGCCUGUGCCCAAGGCGCUGCUGGUGAAGAACGGCUUGCCACCCACUGGCGAGCCAGGCACUGGCGGAUCCAAGGCACAAGAGAACGGGGUCACUGCAAUCCGCGAGGAGGCCACGUCAGCGGCAGGCAAGAACAACAAGUCCUCUUCAGGCGAUGCAGCGAAGAAGGCAGACUCUUCAAGCGCGGCCCAGAAGAGGAAGGAGCUCCGGGCGGAGGCAGCAGAGUUCAGACCGAGCAGCGCCAGCAAAACCUCAGAUGCGAAGCCAGCAGCCGAUGCCAAAACGGGCGCAAAUGGAAAGUCAGGAACGGAUGCCAAGUCAGGAACGGAUGCGAAACCCCGCGGCGGCUCCGGGGGAAAAAGCGAGGGGAAGGGGCGGGGCGACGCCAAAUCUGGCGCGGAUGCCAAGCGGCCGAGCGACACCGGCCGCCGCAGGGACGGCGACAAAGCAGAGGCCGCCCCCUCGGCAAAGGGAGAGGAGGCUCCGAGCAGGAGGAAGGCAGAGGAGGAGCCCUCACAGCGGCCAUCCAAACGCCCGCGCAGCGACCCUGCUGAGGCCAAGGAAGCACCGGCAACAGCAUCGCGGCCGCGGAUAAAUCCGCCAGUGCGAGAGAAGCCGGCUGCACCAGCCGAGCGCCGGUCUGACAACGCCAGCGAGCGCAGAGGGGACAGGGAUGGCCUUGCUCGGCGCAGCCAGUCAGCCGCGGUGGCAGAGGGCAAGACCGACGGCGACGACACGGCAAAGCGCGCGAAGCGCGCCGAGCCGGUGGCCGAGGCGCGCCGACGCGCGAUCCCGGCGCCGGCCGCUCGCGGCAGCGCAGCCCCUGCCGCUGAGACGCCGGAACCCGGCGAGGUUGUCGUCGACGCCCCGGCCACGGCUCCAGCCUCGCGCAGGCGCGGGUCGGAGAAAGACCGGGAGGAGAAGCCGCCGGCUGAUGCGCGCGGCCGUGCCAGCCGGGAGCCAAAAAAGGCGCCUGAUCAGGCGGCGGCGGCCACCGAGAAGAAAUCGGCGGCAGCUGAGAAGAAGCCGGCGGCGGCCAAAACAGGCGCAGAUGACAAAGCCCCCCGCGAAACUGCCGGGGGCAACCGCGCGGCGCGCAGCCGCGAUGAGCCGGAGAAGCCGGCUGCGGUGGCGGUGGCUGCAAAAGGCAGCGGGCGCAGUACCAGGGACGGGGGCAAAGAGAAGGAGAAGGACAGGGACACGCGCGUUGCCAUUCCAACCAGGAAGGAGCAGGAAAAGGAGAAGCCAGCGAAGGCCGAGGAGCGAGGGCCGUUGCCUGGCCGCCUGUCGCGCGAACCCAGCGUGUCUGAGAAGCCGACGCCGGUGCGGCGCAACAUGGCGACGCAGUGGCUGCAGAAGGCGCACGAGGAGAGUCUGAGUGAGCGCAUGGCGUCCCGGCUCGGCCUGCCGGCCGACGCGCGGCUGGCGCCGGCCGGUGCCGCCGAUGUCGCCGCUGCCGCCGCGUCGCCUCCUGCUGGCAGAAGGGUGGCCAGGCAGGCGGCAGAGGCUGCAGCUGGGGUGGAGGAGCUGGGGGAUGGGGAUGGCGGGGAGGAGAGUGCAGGGGAGGACGGCGACAAGAAGGGUGAGGGAAAGAAGAGGAAGAAAAAGAAGAAGGACAAGAAGCGGCACCGCGACAAGGGAGAUGACGGGGGUGAGGAAGGCGCUGGUGAUGACGACGGCGGCGGCAGCGCACGUGGGAAAAAGGACAAGAAGAAGCACAAGAAGCACUGA